AUGACGCUGCAAAACUUGACGCAAGAGCAUUUUCAAAACCUUGUAACGCUCAGGCAACUUGACUUAGCCGGGAAUAAUAUGAAAAUUUUGGACGAAGAUGUCUUUGCAACAAUUACGCGUUUGAAUUUUCUGAACUUGAGCCACAAUGGAAUCGUCGAGUUAUUACCAAAUCAAUUUGCUAAACUGGAUAAACUGAUAAUACUGGAUCUCAGCUACAACUCGUUAACAUAUUUAAGUCCUAAACUUUUCGAGCAAACCUCUUUGUUAUGGCAAUUAAAACUCAGAGGCAAUCAAUUGCACGGCACAGCAAAUAUUAUAAAAGUUCUCAAACCGUUGGAUUUUUUACAUAGGCUAGACUUAAGCAAUAAUAAAUUGCGAUCGAUUUGGGGCAAGGCGAGUUACGCCAAUGCCCCAGCUACAUUGGCUACAAAUUUACAUAACAGCAAUAUGCCGUUGAACUUCGAUUUAGCAGAAGGUCUGAAUUAA
Bactrocera dorsalis (oriental fruit fly) is the source of this 486-nucleotide messenger RNA. RefSeq names its product phospholipase A2 inhibitor-like. The record is from RefSeq and is a predicted model, not a curated record. The transcript has a single exon. Gene Ontology annotation, molecular function: protein binding. NCBI's taxonomy places the organism in Eukaryota, Metazoa, Arthropoda, Insecta, Diptera, Tephritidae. Bases 1 to 486 code for a protein of 161 amino acids.